AUGAGAAGGUCAGGACUCCAUCCAUGUUUCCACCCCAACCCUGACCCCAAUCCUGACCCCAAUCCUGACCCUAACCCUGACCCCAAUCCUGACCCCAAUCCUGACCCCAAUCCUGACCCUAACCCUGACCCCAAUCCUGACCCCAACCCUGACCUCGAUCCUGACGCCAAUCCUGACCCCAAUCCUGACCCCAACCCUGACCCCAAUCCUGACCCUAACCCUGACCCCAAUCCUGACCCUAAUCCUGACCCCAAUCCUGACCCUAACCCUGACGCCAACCCUGACCCCAAUCCAGACCCUAAUCCUGACCCCAAUUCUGACCCCAAUCCUGACCCUAACCCUGACCCCAACCCUGACCCCAAUCCUGACCCUAAUCCUGACCCCAACCCUGACCCCAACCCUGACCCCAACCCUGACCCCAAUCCUGACCCCAAUCCUCACCCCAAUCCUGACGCCAACCCUGACCCCAAUCCUGACCCCAAUCCUAACCCUAACCCUGACCCCAACCCUGACCCCAAUCCUGACCCUAAUCCUGACCCCAAUCCUGACCCCAAUCCUGACCCCAAUCUUGACCCUAACCCUGACCCUAACCCUGACCCCAACCCUGACCCCAACCCUGACCCCAAUCCUGACCCUAACCCUGACCCCAAUCCUGACCCUUACCCUGACCCCAAUCCUGACCCUAAUCCUGACCCCAAUCCUCACCCCAAUCCUGACCCUAACCCUGACGCCAACCCUGACCCCAAUCCAGACCCUAAUCCUGACCCCAAUUCUGACCCCAAUCCUGACCCUAACCCUGACCCCAACCCUGACCCCAAUCCUGACCCUAAUCCUGACCCCAACCCUGACCCCAACCCUGACCCUAACCCUGACGCCAACCCUGACCCCAAUCCAGACCCUAAUCCUGACCCCAAUUCUGACCCCAAUCCUGACCCCAAUCCUGACCCUAACCCUGACCCCAAUCCUGACCCUAAUCCUGACCCCAAUCCUCACCCCAAUCCUGACCCUAACCCUGACGCCAACCCUGACCCCAAUCCAGACCCUAAUCCUGACCCCAAUUCUGACCCCAAUCCUGACCCUAACCCUGACCCCAACCCUGACCCCAAUCCUGACCCUAAUCCUGACCCCAACCCUGACCCCAACCCUGACCCCAACCCUGACCCCAAUCCUGACCCUAAUCCUGACCCCAACCCUGACCCCAACCCUGACCCUAACCCUGACGCCAACCCUGACCCCAAUCCAGACCCUAAUCCUGACCCCAAUUCUGACCCCAAUCCUGACCCCAAUCCUGACCCUAACCCUGACCCCAACCCUGACCCCAAUCCUGACCCUAAUCCUGACCCCAACCCUGACCCCAACCCUGACCCCAACCCUGACCCCAAUCCUGACCCCAAUCCUCACCCCAAUCCUGACGCCAACCCUGACCCCAAUCCUGACCCCAAUCCUAACCCUAACCCUGACCCCAACCCUGACCCCAAUCCUGACCCUAAUCCUGACCCCAAUCCUGACCCCAAUCCUGACCCCAAUCUUGACCCUAACCCUGACCCUAACCCUGACCCCAACCCUGACCCCAACCCUGACCCCAACCCUGACCCCAAUCCUGACCCUAACCCUGACCCCAAUCCUGACCCUAACCCUGACCCCAAUCCUGACCCUAAUCCUGACCCCAAUCCUCACCCCAAUCCUGACCCUAACCCUGACGCCAACCCUGACCCCAAUCCAGACCCUAAUCCUGACCCCAAUUCUGACCCCAAUCCUGACCCUAACCCUGACCCCAACCCUGACCCCAAUCCUGACCCUAAUCCUGACCCCAACCCUGACCCCAACCCUGACCCCAACCCUGACCCCAAUCCUGACCCCAAUCCUCACCCCAAUCCUGACGCCAACCCUGACCCCAAUCCUGACCCCAAUCCUAACCCUAACCCUGACCCCAACCCUGACCCCAACCCUGACCCCAAUCCUGACCCUAACCCUGACCCCAAUCCUGACCCCAAUCCUGACCCCAAUCUUGACCCUAACCCUGACCCUAACCCUGACCCCAACCCUGACCCCAAUCCUGACCCUAACCCUGACCCCAAUCCUGACCCUAACCCUGACCCCAAUCCUGACCCUAACCCUGACCCUAACCCUGACCCUAAUCCUGACCCUAACCCUGACCCCAAUCCUGACCCCAAUCCUGACCCUAACCCUGACCUCUACCGCGACAGAAUCCAGCCGGACUGGAAACUGAGCAUGUGUGGAAACAAAGGUCAGUAG
This is a messenger RNA of Oryzias latipes (Japanese medaka), 2256 nucleotides long. NCBI's taxonomy places the organism in Eukaryota, Metazoa, Chordata, Actinopteri, Beloniformes, Adrianichthyidae. The record is from RefSeq and is a predicted model, not a curated record.